AUGGCCACCCCUCAGACAAGCUUCCUGACACACCCAGACCUCACGGGCCUCAGCAGAUCCCCUGAGAAUGGCCGAGAGGGGUCCCAGGGGUCCUGCAGCUCAGCUGCGCUGGGUCUGCCAGGGCUCUUCUGCCUGGCUGUGCUGGCCGCCAGCAGCUUCUCCAAGGAGCAGGAAGGGGUGAGUAGCCCAGUACGCUGGUGGGAGAAGUCCCCCCAGCUGGGAACCCUGGCAUCAGAACCCCCACCCGUGGCGGAAAUCAGCCUGAAGGUCUCCAUUGCCUACAAAGUCCUGGAAGUUGUCCUCAAAGGCCGCCAGGUGCUCACAAUGCUACUCACCCCAGGGGCCCCCACCCAUCACCUACCUACUCCCUCUGGGAGAGCCCAGACAUCCCAGGUGGCCAAGAAGGUGGUGAGGACCCAGGAUCCAGCCUCCUUCAACGUCAGUGUCACACUCAGGCCCAGGCCAGACCUGCUCACCUACUCCUGCCAGGCACCUCUGUCUUGGGUGUCCCCGAGGCUGCAGAUGUCCUGGGAGCCAUGGGCUAGUGAGUGCCUGGGGGGUGCAGGCUGGGGAGCCAGUGGGAUGCAGGUGGACAGGGUGCUCCUGGGGGUGGGAUAG
Messenger RNA from Propithecus coquereli (Coquerel's sifaka), 618 nucleotides. Its product is annotated as chromosome unknown open reading frame, human C17orf99. The transcript is spliced from 5 exons. The coding region runs from base 1 to 618 and encodes 205 amino acids. The record is from RefSeq and is a predicted model, not a curated record. NCBI's taxonomy places the organism in Eukaryota, Metazoa, Chordata, Mammalia, Primates, Indriidae.